GUAAGCUGUUCUUGCUCUACAGUCCAUCACAGUCUACAGUUUGAUUAUUGAGUAUAUUAUUAUCAAUAAUAUAUAUAUCCUGUACAAUAAUGAAGAUUGCUGUCCUUCUUGUCAUUAGCUGCUUCAUUGCUGCUGCUUACAGUGAGAGUAUAAAGUCAAAAGGACCUCCACCUCAACCUCCAAAGGAUGAAAAAGAUAGCUUUGAAGCUCCACAGUUUGAAGAUGAUGAUGAUAACACUGAUUUGUCUGCAAUGGAUGCUGAACCUGAAUCAAAAUUUGAUGAAAUGACAAUAAAUGAAGAUAUAUGUAAAACCACUGAAGUUCAAGGGACUAGCCGAUAUUUUUGGACUGAUUACUGCAGGUGCAAAAGAUACAUUCAUGGUAGGUGUCGCUGUCGUGUCUACCGUUACAGAAUCGUAUGUUCUGCCCCUCGUAAAAAUAUAUGCUACUGUCGUUUGAGGUGCUAAACCUGCAGUUGGACUAGACUACUGAACUCAUAUUAAUUAAGCUCCUUUAGGCCUUUUUUGCUAUAAUUAUUAUUAUUACAUAUUGUCAGGUAUUUUUGCUAUAAUUAUAUAUUUUCAGGCCCUUUUUUGCUAAAAUAAAU
Messenger RNA from Amphimedon queenslandica, 607 nucleotides. RefSeq lists its product as uncharacterized. The record is from RefSeq and is a predicted model, not a curated record. Lineage: Eukaryota; Metazoa; Porifera; Demospongiae; Haplosclerida; Niphatidae. The transcript is spliced from 6 exons. The coding region runs from base 90 to 467 and encodes 125 amino acids.